AUGAUAUUGCUGGUUUAUAAUCUUGUCCUGACAUCAAGUUCAGUGAAUCACAGGUUCGUUAAAUUCUUUAUGCAUCAACUACUAUCUGGCCUUGAACACUGUAAUUCAAGAGGUAUAAUGCACAGAGAUAUCAAGGGAUCCAACCUUCUUGUUAGUGAUGAUGGAGCUCUGAAGAUAGCUGAUUUUGGCCUGGAAAAUUUUGUUAGUGUCGGGCACAUUCAACCAUCAACUAGUCGAGUUGUUACUUUAUGGGUUCAGGUUGCUGAUGUGGUUUAUUGGGUCUUUGGUGUUGAAUACCAACUCGCAGAUGGAAGGAAAUGGAGGAAAGAGGUUCAGAUGAUGGCAGUGAUUGCAGGUCAGCUGAAUGAGUUGGCGUUGCUGCAAUAUAGAGAAGGAAUGAAGCUGGUGAUAUGCUGUUGUUGUAGAGAAUGUGCAAGAAGUCGAGCUGAAUUUGCAGAGAAGCUUAUGUGGCCAGAGUAUAAGGAGAAACGAGGGUUUCCGCUACAGAUUAGUGAAAUUCAGUGA
Papaver somniferum (opium poppy) is the source of this 525-nucleotide messenger RNA. Its product is annotated as cyclin-dependent kinase 20-like. The record is from RefSeq and is a predicted model, not a curated record. The coding region runs from base 1 to 525 and encodes 174 amino acids. Gene Ontology annotation, cellular component: nucleus; cyclin-dependent protein kinase holoenzyme complex. Gene Ontology annotation, molecular function: cyclin-dependent protein serine/threonine kinase activity; RNA polymerase II CTD heptapeptide repeat kinase activity; ATP binding. The transcript has 5 exons. Lineage: Eukaryota; Viridiplantae; Streptophyta; Magnoliopsida; Ranunculales; Papaveraceae. Gene Ontology annotation, biological process: positive regulation of transcription elongation by RNA polymerase II; protein phosphorylation.